Salarias fasciatus (jewelled blenny) is the source of this 5971-nucleotide messenger RNA. RefSeq names its product transportin 1 (gene tnpo1). Gene Ontology annotation, biological process: protein import into nucleus. Lineage: Eukaryota; Metazoa; Chordata; Actinopteri; Blenniiformes; Blenniidae. The transcript is spliced from 25 exons. The record is from RefSeq and is a predicted model, not a curated record. Gene Ontology annotation, molecular function: small GTPase binding. The coding region runs from base 161 to 2833 and encodes 890 amino acids.
AGCCCGACUGUCCCGGAGCUUUUCCAGCUUGUAGAGAAAACGGACGUCCCUCCGGUAACAGGCCCAUGUCUGAAAACCCAGACAGACGCUCACAUUUCCGCACAAAGUCACCCACACAGGAGCACGUCGGCCCGGCCCGAGCAGCAACAGCAGUAGCAAGAUGGAGUGUGAGUGGAAGCCAGACGAGCAGGGACUUCAACAAAUAUUACAGCUGCUGAAAGAGUCCCAGUCUCCGGAUACGUCCACGCAGAGAUCCGUCCAGCAAAGACUCGAGCAGCUGAACCAGUAUCCAGACUUCAACAACUAUUUAAUAUUCGUCUUGACAAAGUUAAAAUCGGAAGAUGAACCCACUCGCUCCCUGAGCGGACUGAUACUGAAGAAUAAUGUGAAAGCGCACUAUCAGAACUUCCCUAAUGGCGUGUCGGAUUUCAUCAAGAGCGAGUGCCUCCAGAACAUCGGAGACUCUUCCCCCCUCAUCCGGGCCACCGUGGGUAUCCUCAUUACCACAAUUGCCUCCAAGGGAGAGCUGCAGAACUGGCCGGAGCUUCUGCCCAAACUCUGCCUGCUGCUGGAUUCUGAGGACUACAACACAUGCGAGGGUGCAUUCGGAGCCCUGCAGAAGAUCUGUGAGGACUCGGCUGAAAUCCUAGACAGUGACAUGUUGGACCGUCCACUCAACAUCAUGAUCCCCAAAUUUCUGCAGUUUUUCAAGCACAACAGUCCCAAAAUUAGGUCUCACGCCAUCGCCUGCGUGAAUCAGUUCAUCAUCAGCAGGACGCAGGCCCUCAUGCUCCACAUCGACCCUUUCAUUGAGAACCUGUUUGCUCUGGCGACAGACGAGGAGCCGGAAGUGAGGAAGAACGUGUGCAGAGCCCUGGUGAUGCUGCUGGAGGUUCGCCUGGAUCGUCUCCUGCCACACAUGCACAACAUCAUCGAGUACAUGCUGCAGAGGACUCAGGACCACGAUGAGAACGUUGCCCUGGAGGCCUGCGAGUUCUGGCUGACACUGGCUGAGCAACCGGUGUGCAAGGAGGUGCUCUGUGGCCACCUCUCGCAGCUCACUCCGGUGCUUGUCAACGGGAUGAAGUACUCUGAGAUUGACAUUAUCUUGCUCAAGGGGGACAUUGAGGAGGAUGAGGCCAUCCCAGACAACGAGCAAGACAUCAGACCGCGCUUCCACCGCUCUCGCACCGUCGCCCAGCAGCAUGAGGGUGAUGGGAUUGAGGAAGACGAUGACGAAGAUGAUGAACUCGAUGACGACGACACUAUCUCUGAUUGGAAUCUGCGUAAGUGUUCAGCAGCAGCACUGGACGUGUUGGCCAACGUGUUCAGGGAUGAUCUGUUGCUGCACAUCCUGCCCCUCCUGAAAGAGCUUCUGUUCCAUCCUGAGUGGGUAGUUAAAGAGUCUGGCAUCCUGGUGCUGGGGGCGAUCGCUGAAGGCUGCAUGCAAGGAAUGAUCCCGUACCUCCCUGAGCUCAUCCCCCACCUCAUCCAGUGUUUGUCUGACAAGAAGGCCCUGGUGCGCUCCAUCACCUGCUGGACACUGAGCCGCUACGCACACUGGGUUGUCAGCCAGCCCCCGGAUAUUUACCUGAAGCCUUUAAUGACAGAGCUGCUCAAACGCAUUCUGGAUAGCAACAAGCGCGUGCAGGAAGCUGCUUGCAGUGCCUUUGCCACUUUAGAGGAGGAAGCCUGUACGGAGCUGGUGCCCUACCUGGCAUUCAUCCUCGAUACGUUGGUGUUCGCCUUCAGCAAGUACCAGCACAAAAACCUGCUCAUUCUUUACGACGCCAUCGGAACACUCGCAGAUUCAGUGGGGCACCAUCUCAAUAAACCGGAGUACAUCCAGAUGCUGAUGCCCCCUUUGAUCCAGAAAUGGAACCAGCUGAAAGACGAAGACAAAGACCUCUUCCCUUUAUUAGAAUGUCUGUCUUCUGUAGCUACGGCCCUGCAGAGCGGCUUUUUGCCCUACUGUGAACCUGUGUACCAACGCUGUGUCAACCUGGUCCAGAAAACCCUCGCUCAGGCCAUGCUUCAUCAGUCCCAGCCAGAUCAGUACGAGGCCCCCGAUAAAGACUUCAUGAUCGUAGCCUUGGAUCUUCUCAGUGGACUUGCUGAAGGUUUGGGAGGCACCAUCGAACAGCUGGUUGCUCGUAGCAACAUCCUCACCCUCAUGUACCAGUGCAUGCAGGAUAAAAUGCCAGAGGUGCGUCAGAGUUCUUUCGCUCUGCUCGGAGAUCUGACCAAAGCCUGUUUCCAGCAUGUCAAACCAUGCAUUGCUGAUUUUAUGCCCAUUCUGGGUACAAAUUUAAACCCAGAGUUAAUAUCUGUGUGCAACAAUGCAACCUGGGCAAUCGGAGAGAUAUCUAUACAGAUGGGGCCUGAAAUGCAGCCGUACAUUGCCAUGGUGCUGCACCAACUGGUGGAGAUCAUUAACAGGCCCAACACCCCAAAGACUCUACUGGAGAACACAGCAAUAACAAUUGGCCGUCUUGGUUACGUUUGUCCUCAAGAGGUGGCACCCAUGCUACAGCAGUUUAUAAGACCCUGGUGCACCUCUCUCCGGAAUAUAAGAGACAAUGAGGAGAAAGACUCUGCGUUCAGAGGAAUCUGCACGAUGAUCAGUGUGAACCCCGGAGGUGUCGUGCAGGAUUUUAUAUUCUUCUGUGACGCCGUGGCCUCCUGGGUAAAUCCAAAGGAUGAUCUCAGAGAUAUGUUCUGCAAGAUCCUUCACGGGUUUAAGAACCAGGUUGGCGAGGAGAACUGGAGGCGCUUCUCAGAUCAGUUCCCAAUGCCGCUGAAGGAGCGGCUCGCCACCUUUUACGGGGUGUAACCGCUUCCACAGCACUGUGCCUCAUCGCUGGGGUCAUUCACUAUGGGAGACAAAAUAGGGAACCAUCCCAGGGAACAUGUUACCCUUUACCGGGGGGAAGGGCCAGCCUGUCAAGGGAAGGGAAGGGGUGCGGACCCCCUCCACGACCUGGCGGACGGGGUGGGAGGGAGGUGGUAGCUGCAGUUCUCAGUGCCCCUUUGCACAGGCAAGCGGGCAGACAAGAGACUGGCAGAACAACAUAAUCAUGGGAGGAUAAUUCAUGUAAUCACACCUCAGUCGCAAUUUAUGAAAUCUAUCACCCUGUGUUUCUUUUCAAACUUCCCCCCCCCCAAAUGUAAUUUUUUUUUUGGACUACUGAAGAGAAAUGUAAGCAAAAUAAAUGAAGAAAACCGUUCCUAAUGUUAGAUGCAGAUAAUGAUCUUCAGGGCAGACAUUUAAUUUAAAGAAGACUGUUCCAAAAAACAACAAAUAUUACGAAGAGAUGCUGAAUUAGCAUCAAAACAGACGGAUAGCUUCAAGCUAAGGACUUUUAAGUAAAGCUAACGAUGCAUUUUAUAAACUCCAGCGCCGCAAAAUAGAAAUGCAUAUCACCAAGAAACACUUAUCACCUAUAUAGUCAUUGGUUUAGUUCCGUUUCUUUUCUUUAGCAGGGCAAAAGCUGUUAGAUAUGUCACCAGAGAGCACAACGUUUCCUUUUAAAGAUCAGCUUUUCGGGGGUUAGGUAGCAUGCUUGUAUCAUUGUGAAAAGCUCUUGAAGAUUAGUGGCGUGUGUUGAUCGCGACGGCUGUCAUCGCCCUUCGAUGAGGUUCUUCUUUGAUCUUGUAAUUUUUGUAUUUAAAACUAGUUUCUGUUUCUUCUGCCAGAGAUAUACGGCACCGAGCUGUAACGUAGCAUGACGGGGGUUCACGCGCCUCAAACCGGAAGCGCGUCAGAUCCCGGCCGUGGUGUAACUUUUGGAGUGGAUCGCUGUCUUUUGGUCUCGUGGCGUGAAUGUGAACUUGGAACGUCCGUCUUCAGGCAUAUCAAGAGCUUUACACGCUUUCAGUCCUUUUGUGUUGUUCUGAGCUUCGUGAAGGAGAAAUGAAGGAGCAGCAUGCAGGUUGACGUCCUGUGUGUGUUAGUCCUUUUUUUUAUUAUUAUUUUUUUUUAAAUAGUUUUCUUCUGGACUCAACACCUCAAUGAUACAAAUCCUGUCUGUGAUUUUUGUGACUUUUUGGCUGUCAAAUCCAUUCAAAACCAUCAAAAUCAAUGUUACGUAUGUUUAUUUCUCAGUGUACUGAACUUCUGUUAGUGGUUGUCUGGGCUUCUUGUGCUUUAAAUAAGCAUGAUCUUGAGGAUGACUGUGUAAUGUUUUGGGUGGUUGUCACUGUGGGGUACUUGGAUGCUUUCAUCUCUUGCAUGUUGGUGGCCCCUCACACCCCGACAAAUAGUGGGAAGGGGAUCGUGGGAGGAGGGAGGGAGGGGAAGCUUCGAUUCACUUAAAAAACAACAACAUAGUAAUCUUUUAUGUAACGAAACACUGGGACUUUAGUAACUUCUCAUGAAUUUCGCUGGAGUGUUCUCCCUUAACUUUUUACCCCAUAGCUGGAUGUAUAGUUUUAAAUACUGUGAAAGUACAAGAAUGUUAACGUCUCUGCUUGGUUUGCGCUGUUAUAUUUUACAAAAGUGUCUAUGUGUUUAAGUUAGAGAGGGCCUGAUUGUAUUCCAUGAUGGGUUGGAGAGAUACAUUUUUUUUUUAUAGUUGUUUUUUGUUUAUUUUUUUUUAAUGCCCAGCCAGUCAUUUUUUUCCUCUGCUGGCCAGAGUAAUAGCUGCAGUAUUUUAAUAUUUUAUGAUGCACAUGACUUGCACUUAAGAAAAAAAAAUAAAAACUUAACUAGCAAGUGCUUGAAAUGAAUGAUGUAGCCAAAACCUUUGAGAAUAUGACCUUACAGAUCGUUAAUGAAGUAUUGCUGCUAAAAAUAAUAGUAAUAAUGAUAUGUACCUACCAAAUGCAAUAAGCAUCUUGAUGCAAUUGGGUUAUUAGAUGAUAAAACUGUGAUACAUUGGAGCUGAUCUCUUAGGUGAAACAUUUAAAAUGAGGUAAAUUGCGUACAGGAUAUGAAGCAUCAUGGAAUACAGAGGCAAACACUUGUGUGUGUGUCACAUCAUUUUGUGUUUUGAAGUGAUUUCGUCUGUCACAUUCCAGCAUUUUUGGCAUGCAAAUAUUGGAGUAAUCACAUCUAGAUGGGGUGUGUGCGUGCGUGCGUGCGUGCAUGCAUGUCUGUGUGCAUGUGUGCGUGUGUGUUUGUGUGUAUACAGUCCUGUUAUUCUUUCAUUGAAAGAGAGUUGGUCUAUAAAACACGCGAAACAAUCCCCAUUAUUACUGUGCUGUAUUUCUGACUCGACUGCUGCUAUACAUUGUGUUUCACCACUUGAAUCUGUGUUUUCUAUGUGUUGACCUCAGGCUGUUUGUGUCCAGUGUUAUUUGUUUUGAUCAUUUCCCCUCAAUGUGUACGCCUUUAUGCAUCUCCUCUUAAUAACUAAAGAUUAGUUUAAAUAAACAAAGAGAGCUUGCCCUUCAUAUUAGAAACGGAUAACCGUGGGUGUUAAUCGAUGUUGCCGAUAAUGCGUGCGACACUGCUAGCUGUCUAAUGGGAUUUCAAUUGCAAAGCAAAGGGGGGGUAAGAACAAUUCAAAAAUGGUAACUUGCACAUACUUUACGUACUUUUUCUCAAAGGUGAUUGUCAUCAAACGAGGGUAAAUAGUGUGAUCUCUACACAAUGCCUUGAGAGCAAAGACUUUGAGGCGUGUCGGUGUUUCGUAGUAGAAAUACAGUAUACUGUAUCUUAAGAAACAGGUAACGCCUAAUUCAAAAGCAAAGAAAUAGGUUGAUAACUUAAAAUAUUUGCAAAUAUGAGUUUGACUUUCUAUGAAGCUUUAUUGAAAAUUUGUAUUUUAUAAAGCACCCACCACUAUUGAGGAAUGUCUAGUCAAAGAGCUCAUGUAUUCUGAUAUUCGAUUAGCCUUUAAACUUGAUUAGAUUACCUGCCUUCAUCUUUUUUGCUAAUAAAAAGCGAAAGCAUCAUUUUGAUAGACAUGGUUUGAUUUUAUUUGUUUUUUUUUUUUUUUUUUUUAAUAAGCUGCUGAAUUUUCAAAAA